Messenger RNA from Hansenula anomala, 2973 nucleotides. It is a transcript of the gene CYM1, whose product is annotated as pitrilysin family metalloprotease. Lineage: Eukaryota; Fungi; Ascomycota; Saccharomycetes; Phaffomycetales; Wickerhamomycetaceae. The transcript has a single exon. The record is from RefSeq and is a predicted model, not a curated record. Gene Ontology annotation, cellular component: mitochondrial matrix. Gene Ontology annotation, biological process: protein processing. Bases 1 to 2973 code for a protein of 990 amino acids. Gene Ontology annotation, molecular function: metal ion binding.
AUGCUAAGGACAUUGCAAAAGGGCAAUUUUGCCAAAGGUGUUCGUGGUCUUGCCUCUUAUAACCAAGCAAAGAGCUUGCGUCGCUAUCCAGUUGGUCAAACUCUUCAUGGCUUUGAAAUUAAAAGAGUAUUACCAGUUCCAGAAUUAUCAUUGACUGCUGUUGAUUUUGUUCAUAAUAGAACCGGCUCAAACCAUUUACAUAUUGAUAGAGAUGAUCCAAAUAAUGUGUUUUCAGUUGGAUUCAAAACAAAUCCUCCUAACAAAACAGGGGUUCCACAUAUUCUUGAGCAUACUACACUUUGUGGGUCCCAUAAAUAUCCAGUCAGAGAUCCAUUCUUCAAGAUGCUGAAUAGAUCAUUAGCUAAUUUCAUGAAUGCAAUGACUGGUCAUGAUUACACUUUCUUCCCAUUUUCCACUACAAAUGAUAAAGAUUUUGAAAACUUGAGAAAAGUUUAUCUCGAUGCUACUUUUAAUCCGUUAUUGAAGAAAGAGGAUUUCUAUCAAGAAGGUUGGAGGUUAGAAAAUGAAGUUGUUGAUGAUAAAUCUUCUCCAUUAACUUUCAAAGGUGUUGUCUACAACGAAAUGAAAGGACAAGAAUCAAACUCUUCUUACUUAUUCUGGAUUAAAUUUCAAGAAGCUCUAUACCCAAGCUUGAAAAACUCUGGUGGUGCACCAUCCAAAAUCACAGAUUUAACAUAUGAAGAUUUACUUGAUUUCCAUGCUGAACAUUAUCAUCCUUCAAAUGCUAAAACUUUUACUUAUGGUUCAUUACCAAUUGUGGAAACAUUGGAAGCAUUAAACAAAGAAUACAUCGCAUUUGGAAAAAGAAAUAUCAAAAACAUUGUGAAAACUCCUGUUGAAUUGAAAAAAUCCACAAAUGUUAUUGUUGAAGGGCCUGUUGAUCCAAUGGCUCCACCUGAAAAACAAUUGAAAGCUUCUAUAACAUGGCCAUGUGGUAAUCCUUCUGAUGUCUAUGAAACCUUUUGCUUGAAAAUCUUAUCAAACUUGUUGACAGAUGGUCAUUCUUCUCCAUUAUACAAAGCAUUAAUUGAGACUGGGCUUGGUGAUGAUUUUUCUGUUAAUUCUGGAAUGGAAUCAAUGACUGCAUCAAAUUUCUUUACUAUUGGGUUACAUGGUUUACAAUCAAUUGAAGAAUUAGAGAAUGAAGUUAUCAAAGUUUUAGAAAAACAUAGUGAAGAAGGAUUUGAGGAUUCCAAGAUUGAAGCAAUCAUUCAACAAUUAGAACUUGGUAAAAAAGAUCAAAAAUCUGAUUUUGGUAUGAGUUUACUGUAUUCAAUUUUACCAGGCUGGGUUAACAAAGUUGAUCCAUUUGAUGUUUUAGCAUGGGAUGAUAUUAUCAGUCAAUUUAGAAUUGAUUAUAAAAAAGGUGACUUGUUCCAAAAUUUGAUCAAGAAAUAUUUCUUGAACAAACCAGUUUUAAGAUUUCAAAUGAAAGCUACUGAAACUUUUGAUGAGUCAGUCAAAAAUGAAGAAGUUGAAAGAUUACAAAACAAGAUUCAAGACCUGGAUCAAGAAGACCGCGAUGUUAUCUUUGAACGUGGUCGACAUUUAGCCAAGAAGCAAGGUGAAGUUGAAGAUUUAAGCUCUUUACCGACAUUAAGAGUUAGAGACAUACCUAGAACCUCAACCGUGAAGCCAGUUUCAUUUUCAGAAGUGGAGAAUAGCAAAGUUCAAAGAAGAAUAACAGACACUAAUGGAUUAACAUAUUUCAGAGCCAGUCGUGAUGUAAACAUCCCAUAUGAAUUAUACCCAUACUUGACUUUAUUUUCAGAUGCUUUAACCAAUUUGGGUACAGAAUCCCAAAGUAUGGCUGAUAUUGAAGAUCAAAUCAAACUAUUUACAGGUGGUUUAUCAUCAUCAGUCAGUGUUCAUUCGUCACCAAUUGAUUUAUCCCCAAGAGUCAGUUUCAAUUUCAACGGUGUUGCCUUGAACCAAAACUCUUCGCAUAUUUAUGACAUUUGGCAAAAUUUGUUAUUAAACACCAACUUCAAUAACAAAGAAAAACUCGCAACUUUGAUCAGAUUACUUUCAUCUAAUAAUAUCAGUGGUGUCGCCGAAAGUGGUCAUUCUUUUGCUAGAAAUUAUGCUGGUUCUUCUGUUUCUAGAGCUAAAGCAAUUUCUGAAUCUUUGAAUGGAAUUGAACAAUUACAAUUUUUGAAUAAAUUAAACACUUGGAUUCAAGAUGAUGAACAUUUCCAAAAGAACAUUAUUGACAAGUUGAAUGAAUUAAAACAAUAUUUGGUGAAUUCUCAAGAUUUGAGAUUCUCUUUGAUAUCUGAUGAAGCUUCUGUUUUAGAAAAUGAGAAAUUGAUUUCUUCAUUUGUAUCUAAAUUACCAUCUGAAAGCAUCCCACAAACUCCAGUUAAAGAUUUCCCAUUAAACCCAAGUCAUAAAUCUUUCAUUAAAUUACCAUUCCAAGUCAGCUACGCUUCAUCUGUUUUGCAAGGUGUUCCAUACGUUCAUGAAGAUGGUGCAAGAUUACAAGUUUUGUCAAACUUGUUAACUUUCAAAUAUUUGCAUCGUGAAAUCCGUGAAAAAGGUGGUGCUUACGGUGGUGGUGCAGCUUAUAGUGGUCUAGAUGGUUUAUUCAGUUAUUACUCUUAUAGAGAUCCUAAAUCUUUACAAAGCUUGGAGACUUUCCAAAAAGCUGGCCAAUUUGCAGUUGAUAAUGAAUGGUCAGAAUGUGAUUUAGAAGAAGCCAAACUUACAAUUUUCCAAAGCAUUGAUGCUCCAAUUAGUGUUAAAUCUGAAGGUCAAGUUUUGUUUAAAGAAGGUGUUACUGAUGAAAUGAGACAAACCAGAAGAGAACAAUUACUAGAUGUUGAUAUCACUGAUAUCAAAGAGGUUGCUGAAAAGUACUUGGUUAAUGGUAAACCAAGCAUUGCACUUGUUGGUGACUCUCAAGGGGAUCAAAAGGAUUGGAAUGUUGUUGAUCUUGGAGUCCAAGCAUAG